Molecule: messenger RNA, 1026 nt
Organism: Lodderomyces margitis
Lineage: Eukaryota; Fungi; Ascomycota; Pichiomycetes; Serinales; Debaryomycetaceae
Product: phosphoglycerate mutase family protein
Exons: 1
Coding region: 1-1026 (341 amino acids)
Cellular component (GO): cytoplasm
Molecular function (GO): phosphatase activity
Source: RefSeq, a predicted model, not a curated record
AUGAUUUCCACCUGGUUUACUUUUGUGUUGAUCUUUGUCAGAUUGGCUUUCGCAGCUGAACCCAACUAUCUCCCAACAUUUACUUCCUCGAAAAAGUUUUUCCAACAAAGCAACCCAUUGAUUCCUGAGUUUGCGGUGAGCUCUGCAAACUUUGGAUUAAACAGUCAAUACACUUGGAACGAUGUUGUAUCAAGCUUAAAUUCCAACCAAAAGCUUUUCUUUUUGCAAAGACAUGGUGAAGGUUGGCAUAAUGUCGCCCAACAGGAUUUACAUAUUGGGCUUAUUGAAUGGCAAUGCUACUGGUCGCUCCAGGAUGGUAAGGAUGGUAUCGAAUGGUAUGAUGCUGAAUUGACUCCCAAAGGACACCAGGAAAUCAAAAAUUUAGUCAACCAAAUCAAAAACACAACCUCAUUUCCUCACCCAGAUAAGUUUUACGUUAGUCCUUUGAGAAGAACUUUAGAAACAUGGCAAGAGACUUGGUUAAACUUGCCUCAUAAGACUGCAACUAUUAAGGAGUUUGCAAGAGAAUGGUAUGGUAUCGACACUGAAAGUAAAAGACACGAUAGAGCCUAUAUCGAGAGUAGCUUUCCUGGAUUUGAUUUUGAAGACGGAUUUCAAAGUGAUGACGUUCUUUGGAGUCCAGUUUACAGGGAGGGGCUCGAGAAUAUCUACUACAGAGGGGCUGCAUUUUUGGCUGAUAUUUUUGAAGAUGCAAAAGAUGAGAAGGUUAUUAGUGUCGUGCUGCAUGGUGGUCUUAUCAAUGCAAUCUUGGCUGUUGCUCAGCAUAGAUUGUAUAAUCUCCAAACUGGUGGACUUAUUCCAGUGGUGAUUGAGAUUCAAAACAAUUACAAGACCUACCCCUUGGAUCACGCCUAUACUGAUUUCUUCUUGUGGUGCCCUUUGUCCCAACCUAACAUCACCACCCUGGUUGAUGGUGGUUCCACAGUUGAAACAACAGUAUCAGCUUCGUAUUCAGUGCCAACUAGCUCUUCAGCAGAACCUGCCACAGCUUACAAAUCAUCUUAG